Lactuca virosa is the source of this 861-nucleotide messenger RNA. NCBI's taxonomy places the organism in Eukaryota, Viridiplantae, Streptophyta, Magnoliopsida, Asterales, Asteraceae. The record is from the annotation of a GenBank genome assembly.
AUGGGAGGUGGAAAUAGGCGUGGUGAGACUGGAAGCGCCGGCGGAGAUCCGAAGAGCAAGAUGAUAAUUAAUCAGAUCAUGUUGAGAUACCGGCCGAUAGCGCCGAGGCCGGUAACGGUGGAGAGGUCAGUCGGAGUGUUUCCGUUGAAGGAAAAGAGACCAAAGCGGAAGUACGUUCGAGUGAAGAAGAAGAUGGCGAGAAAGUGUAAACUGACGGUGGUAGAUGAUGGUAAACGAUGGCGGAGUUUGGAUGAGACGAUGGCGAUGCUGGAGGUUUCAAACGGAGGUAAGUUUGUUGUAACAGAUCCGGUGGGGAAAGUCCCGGAGUUUAUUAGUUUCGAUGUGUCUGGACAUAACAGGAGUGAUAUUAUCGGUAGUUUGAUAACGCCGGGUCCGCCGUCGGUAGUUCUGCAUGAAGUAGAUCUGGCGAUGACGGUGAAGCGAGGAGCGGUGAUUGAGUCGUGGAUCACGAUGGAAUCUGUUACAGGAAUGUGUGAAGAUGGGAGAUGGUUACGUUGUAUGGACGAUGAGAUAAUGAAAGAUCUGGAGAUUGAUAGCUGUCCGAGUUUCAUAUCCAACAGUUACAAUGAGGUCCAGUGGGUGAAUCGAGCGUACCGGAGGAUGGUGGAUCCAAAUCCUGACGGUGGAGCACCGCCGUGUGAGGUGUUGGUGCGGCUAUGUGCAAAAGCGGCGGUAGUAAAAUACUGGCCAGCUUUUUCAUGCAGAGUGAGAUUGGUGUAUAAGUUAUCGGAGAAAAAGAAGCAGAUCACUGUGCCUUGCGACGUCUGGAAGAUGGAUUCCGGUGGCUAUGCAUGGAGAUUGGAUGUCGAAGCUGCUUUGAGCUUGGGGAGGUUGAAUUAA